Sphaerodactylus townsendi is the source of this 1046-nucleotide messenger RNA. RefSeq names its product C-type lectin domain family 3 member A (gene CLEC3A). The record is from RefSeq and is a predicted model, not a curated record. Lineage: Eukaryota; Metazoa; Chordata; Lepidosauria; Squamata; Sphaerodactylidae. The coding region runs from base 136 to 723 and encodes 195 amino acids. The transcript has 3 exons. Gene Ontology annotation, biological process: ossification.
AAACAAGGGACUCAGCCAGGUCUCUCGCUCAACUUUUUUUAUAAAGGUAAACCCAGCCAGCUCUUCUGGGACGUGGCUUUUGGAGCAGCGAAGGGGCCGCUCAGGACGCUUCUCACUCUCAGCCUGAAAGCAGACAUGGCACAAACAGGAUUUCUGAUUUUCCUUCUAGUUGCUGCCCUCCUUUUGCUGGAUCAUGCAAGCGGACAAUCUUCCAAAGCCCGGAAGCACAGCAAGCGGAGGGUGAAAGAGAAAGAUGGUGACCUAAAGAGUCAAAUUGACAAGCUUUGGCAAGAGGUCAACUCCCUGAAAGAAAUGCAAGCACUUCAGACAGUCUGCCUUCGCGGGACAAAAGUCCACAAGAAAUGCUACUUGGCAUCCGACAGCGCCAAACAUUUUCAUGAAGCAAAUGAAGACUGUAUAGCCAAGGGAGGUACUCUUGCUAUCCCCAGAGAUGGUGAUGAAACCAAUGCGCUCCGAGACUACGGCAAAAAGAGCCUGCCGGGUGUGGCAGAUUUUUGGCUGGGUGUUACUGACAUGGUCAAUGAGGGGAAGUUUGUUGAUGUCAAUGGGAUGGUUUUGGCCUACUUCAACUGGGACCGCUCGCAACCCAGUGGAGGGAAACGGAAAAAUUGUGUCUCGCUUUCUCAGUCGGCUCAAGGAAAGUGGGCAGAUGAAGUUUGCCGUGCCCUCAAGCGAUAUAUUUGUGAAUUCCUCAUCCCUUAAUUGUAUUUGCAGCCAGGGCUGCCUCCAAUGUUGCUUUGAAAAGAUGCAGAUGUUAAGCUUGCAAUCAUCCAUCUUCACAGUAAACCAGUUUAAAUACUGUUGAUAGGCAAUGACAGAAUUUACCCAUGCUCUCAUAAGCUUCCCAGAUAACCAAUGCUCUCAUAAGCUUCCCAGAUAACCAAUGGCAAGGAAUAUUAGGGGAAUCAAUCACAAGGGAUUGUCAAAGGCUCUCAUGGCUGAAAUCAACUGAGUGUUGUGGGUUUUCUGGGUUGUGCAGCCGUGGUCUAGAAGUUUUUGCUCCUAACAUUACAUUCACAUCUAUG